AUGAGCUGUCGUACUCUGUGCUGUCACGUCCAAUUCACAAAGCGGACGGGUCAAUGUGGAGGCGAUACGGUAUCUGUCUACGAGUUGCUAGUGAUACAAAGUCUGGAGUACUUCAGGCGUUUGGCUCGCUUUGAGAGUGAAAAAAACUGGUACAGCUUUGAUUACAUAGUGAAGAAAGAGUGGGCCAAUUAG
Molecule: messenger RNA, 192 nt
Organism: Heterobasidion irregulare TC 32-1
Lineage: Eukaryota; Fungi; Basidiomycota; Agaricomycetes; Russulales; Bondarzewiaceae
Exons: 1
Coding region: 1-192 (63 amino acids)
Source: RefSeq, a predicted model, not a curated record